Messenger RNA from Aplosporella prunicola CBS 121167, 1945 nucleotides. RefSeq lists its product as uncharacterized. The record is from RefSeq and is a predicted model, not a curated record. Gene Ontology annotation, biological process: secondary metabolite biosynthetic process. Gene Ontology annotation, molecular function: FAD binding. Bases 316 to 1644 code for a protein of 442 amino acids. The transcript has a single exon. Lineage: Eukaryota; Fungi; Ascomycota; Dothideomycetes; Botryosphaeriales; Aplosporellaceae.
GUGUUGGAGGCGUACUCAAGAGUUACCUUGGCGAUUGUUAUCGCACCCUGGGGAUUCUGUUGGCUCAGAUGCGGUGCGACACAAUCUAUAAGCAGCGGAAACCAUGCGUCUGUACGAUGACAAAUUCAGAAUGCAGUGCCACAUCACGAGCGGGGUAUCUGGCCCCUGGGGACAAAUCUUUAAUCCCUGUCGAAAUCUGGGCCGUGCCGUGCAUGAUUUAGGAUCUUGCCCCGAACCAAACAAGGAAGUCACAAUCCUACAACUCGAGCUCAUCCCCAGCUGGGUUUUGAGAUAGUUACCACGCCAAUUGCAAUCAUGACCAAGCCGACGAAAGCACCCGAGACGGGUCCCGACAUCGCCAUCCUCGGAGCCGGCAUUGGCGGUCUUGCUCUCGCCAUCGGCUUGAUCAAGCGCGGCCUGUCCGUCACGAUCUACGAGGCAGCCGAUGCCUUCUCUACAUUAGGCGCAGGAAUUGGUUUUGGGCCCAACACCCUGAACGCCAUAAGCCUCAUCGAUGAACGGUUCCGCGAGCAGUACAACAAGGUCAAAACCGAGAACGAGAGGCCCGAGUUCGAGCACAGCAUCUUCGACGCUUUGUACGCAGAAGAUGGCUUCGGCGAGAAGAGAGGCUGGACCAGCGGAUUCGUCGGAGCACCGUAUUUUACGAGGAGCAGCGCGCACCGAAAAGAUCUACUGGAGAUUAUGACGAGCUUUAUCCCGUCUGAGACCGUGAGGUUCGGCAAACGUGCGAUAACCAUCGAAGAGGUGGAAGACAAGGUCAAAAUCGUCUUCGAAGAUGGAGAGGUUGUGUUUGCUGAUGCGGUCGUUGGCUGCGAUGGAGUAAAAGGCAUUACUAGGGAAGCCGUACUAGGAGCCAUUGCGCCAGAGGAGGUUCCACUAAAAUACCUUGGCAUGUAUUGCUAUCGCGGCAUCAUUCCAAUGGACAAGGCGAAAGAAAUUCUGGGGAAACAUGCCGGAGACGCAAAGUGGUUCCUGGUAAAGGGCAGGGGCAUGGUUUUGUACCCAAUUUCCAGAGGAAAGGAAGAGAACUUCGUCUUCUUCGUCAAAGACGAUGAGCCUUGGACGCAAGGGGACUCAGCAGUACCUUGCACCAAGGACGAUAUGAUCAAAGACUUCGCCGAGUUUGAUCCCCGACUCCAGAAACUUCUAGACUGGUCGAAACCGCUCCGCUGGCCGAUCUGGCACCAUCCCGAUACCUCCACCUACUACAAUGGCCGGAUAUGCCUUCUCGGCGACGUCGCUCACGCCUCGAGUCCGCAUCAGGCCGCGGGCGCAGGGCAAGGAUUGGAAGACGCUGUCGUGCUGGCUCACUUGUUGUCUCUGGUCAAAGACCCUUCCCAACUAGAGCACGCUUUCAAAGUGUACGACUCGAUCCGCCGACCCCGAGCGCAGAAGGUCGUGGCUACCAGCCUUGAAGCCGGGAUCAUCUACCUCUGGCUCCACCCGGAGAUAGGCAGCGACAUGGAGAAGAUCGUAGAACAGGCCAACCAGAGGUUUCACUGGAUAUGGCAGCACGAUCUUUCAUCAGAUCUUGAGAAAGCCGAGCUUGAGUUUUCCAGGUUGGUGGUUGCGCAGCAAAAAGAGGAUCGUUUUGCGAACAACGGUGGCAGCAGAGUAAGCUGAAUCUGUUACUUAACAGGGCGCGAGAAUCGCGAAAGGGUUCUAGCAACUGUGAUUGGCUUGGCCGAUAUUUUGCAGAAUGCCGUAGCUCUUGCGAAAUAUGCACGAACUUUACUCAGCUGCAUGAUAUCCACUCGGUUGGUAAUUUUCCCACCAAACAGUGAGUCCAAGCCGCGCGUUUUACAGGGCACGUUUCCCUGAUCACCUACAGCGGGAAGGAUAUCCAUGGAUCAUGCUCAGUAAGUCGGUGAGAUGGCCAAGAACAGCCCAUUGAGCCAAGCUUCCGAGAGAUGUGCAGGAUGUG